Molecule: messenger RNA, 5239 nt
Organism: Notothenia coriiceps (black rockcod)
Lineage: Eukaryota; Metazoa; Chordata; Actinopteri; Perciformes; Nototheniidae
Product: immunoglobulin-like domain-containing receptor 2
Exons: 11
Coding region: 31-2250 (739 amino acids)
Biological process (GO): pancreas development
Cellular component (GO): membrane
Source: RefSeq, a predicted model, not a curated record
GUGAGCCAGAACCAGAAGUAUCGCCCGGGGAUGAGAAGAAAGAGAAAAGAGGACGACGUUCUUCAGAAGACUGUUAUAAUAUCCACCUGCAGGAUUUGGAAAAUGAUUUUGGUGCCGAAGUGCUGGAUUUUUAUCGUUUGUCUGACAGGUGUCCUCCCUCCCCUCUGCUCUGGGGUCAAUGUGUUUGUGCGAGACGAGAAGAGGUAUGCCGUGUUGUUCCAGUCGGUGGUUCUGCCAUGUCAGUACAACAGCGUGUCCACCCAGACCCCAGUGGUGCAGUGGGUCUUCAAGUCGUACUGUCGGGACCGCACCAGGGACUCCUUCAACUACCCCGACAGCCUGGGUGGAGGCCAGGGAGGAGGUGGGCUGACGAGUGGAGGCAGGGGGGUCGGUGGGGGGUACGAGACGGGGAUCACCGCGGGCUACCUGGACUGUGCUGAUAGCAGCCGGACGGUUCGUACUGUGGCCUCCAUCUCUGGUUCCUCCAUCACACUGUCGGAGUACUACAAGAACAGAGACAUCUCCAUCAUCAGCAAGGCCGACCUGCGCAUAGGGGAGGUCAAGUGGGGAGACAGUGGAGUUUACAUCUGCAAAGUGGUGAUAUCUGAUGAUUUAGAGGGACAGAACGAAGCCUCAGUGGAGCUGCUGGUUCUUGGUUUCUCAGCUGUGCCUGAAGAUCUCCUGCCAGAAUUUGAUUUGAAGAUUAUGCCAGAGUGGGUGUUUGUGUCGGCGGUGGCGCUGGGCAGUCUCCUCUUCCUGCUGUUGGUCGGGGUUUGUUGGUGUCAGUGUUGUCCUCACUCCUGCUGCUGCUACGUCAGCUGCUGGUGCUGCCCCGACACGUGCUGCUGCCCAAGACACCUAUAUGAGGCAGGUAAGGGUAUAAAGACGGGCACCUCCACCCCUCAGAUGCCUGCCUACCCUCCAUACUUUGUCACUGGUGUCCCGACGAUGGUCCCAAUCGCACCCCCUUCUCUGGUGGACAAGAUGUCCUCUGUCCCCCCUUCGGAUGGCAGCGUUCUUACAGCAAUUCCGAUGCACGCUGUCGGGUUUCCCUACCGCGGGCCUUCACCUCAGGAUCAGGAAUCUCUCAGGGUGCUUCAUUAUGUAGAGAAACAACUAGCUCACUUCCACCCUGCCAGGUCCAUCAGCCCCCAGUCCUGUGGCCUGUCUGAGCUGAGCUCCCUCCACGAGGAAGACAGCGGCUUCCGCCAAACAUACCGGAACGUCCAGAAGAAAGCUCUCCCCGCCAUCCCGGACCACGACCCUCAGCCUGAGCCCCAGCGCUACCGUGACACCCGCAGCCCAGAGCCGCAGCGUUACCGUGACAACCCCUCCUCACCCCAACGACAUCGUGAUGACCCCGACGCAGAGCCCCGGCGCUGCCAGGAAGAGUCUCUCCCCCCGCGGCGGUACAGCGACGACCCCCCACCCUCACAGUCACGCAGGCCCGGCCGACAUCAACGGCAACAGGAUCAUAGCGAGGGAGACCACCACAGCAGGUGGAACCCGCGUUCAGAGCAUCUACACAGAAAGUCGUACCGUACUGCGGGACGGACCGGCUCUCUGGAUGAGCUGGAGGAGUUUGCUGCAGGUUACAAGCACAAAGAAGGAAGGGGGGAACAGAAAAGGGAAGACAGCCGAAGAGACUCUGAGAUGGAGCUUCAGGAGUUCAGUCGAUAUCCUUCCUAUCGUAACGGUCCACCGCAGCAUUAUCACAAUGAAGAAAAUGAGUUUGGAGACAACAGUGAUCCUGAAGAGAACCACAGACGAAACAUAAGCCCACUCCACUCGCCCACGGAGAGGAGGGGCACCUGGGACAGCGAGCGUCCUGCCCCACCUCCUCCCAGAGUCAGUCCUCCAUCGACCUCUUCUCAAGAGAAGGACUACGAUAGCACGUUCCUGAACAGCCUGCUUGACCGUAAGGCUCAGCUGCGAGGGCUCAGCCAGGGGAAGGGUGGGGCCCGGGGGGAGGAGGAUUCAGACACACCCUCCAAAGGUAGCUCGAAAAAGAGCAGCGGGGACUCCAGUCGACACUGCAGCCGCUCGCCCAGUAACAGGCCUGAGGCAGAUUCACUGUCUCCUUGCUCAGACACAGAGAGAAGCAGGACUGAGAGGCCGUCCCCGCGCCCCCCGCCGUUGAGCCCUCGCCCCUCUCAGUCUCCGGCUAACUCGCUGCCGGGCCACAGAGAGGAGCCCAGAGACAAGACCCGGAAAACGGUCAGGUUCAGAUGCUACCACAGUGAAAACUAGGGCACUCUCCUCAGCCGGGACUCCCUCAUCGUCUGACGGACUGAGAGCCACACAAGCUGAAUGCUCAGCACAGACUCUACGGGAGCCGCGUGUCAGCUGAUGGGAGACAGAAAUGAUUUGGAUUGCAUAAAAAAUGCAAAUGACAGUGAGGGAAAGCUUGAUCAGCACUGGUAAAUGAACAAAUGGACAACAGACACACUUUUACCAUGGAGACGGUCACUGGGGUUUCUGCCUGUGACGUCGCUGAAUGAUGAAGUCAUCCCCGUUCAGUUUGUGUCACCGGCUGCCUCAUAUACAUCUCAGCUGAGCUAACAUUGUACACAUGCAGGCUGGGGGUGUGACCUGGACUGUCCGUCCCUGCAGGACGCUGUUGGUCUCCUGCCGUCCCUUUAGAGAAGACUUGCUUUACGCUCCUGCACAAUGACUGCAUUCAUUUCCACUUGAUGAGCUAUCGCCUUUAAAUAAGCCCAGUUGUAGAAAAAGGGUUUAUGACAACAGCAUUAUUGUAAAGGACAUACUGCAGCUUCAGCUGAGUGACAACACACACUCUGUCAUUCACUAACAUGUUCAGGAACUAAAGCAUCUAACUCAAUGUAUUUUAAUGUUAUGUUAACUAAAAGUGGAAGUUGUAACUAAUAUUACCAAAGGCUUAUAUCCUGUGUAUCUACAGAGUGGCUCCGGAGACUAAUGUAAAAACCUCAAAGAAGCGUUUGAGUUUGUUCUAUUAAUGCGAAAGGCCUGAUGGGAAUUGCUUAGCAACAAACAGCAGACAGACACUGUUAGCAUCUACUUGGUGAACACAGUGGAGAGCUUAUCAGCUAAAGAGCCAGGUAUUUCUCAGAGUUAAAAGAGAGUGAAUAUUGAACUUGAAUUGAUGAGCUGGACACAAAUACUCAACCAAUUAUCUUAUCAUGUUGCUCUGUGUCUGCUGGAUGUGUACAUAGCAAAUCAACACUAAAUAAUUUGCCAUAACUACUUCAUAAUUGGAUGAUAUGCCAACGUACAGCUUCAUUUAUGGCCCCCAUGUGGCCAAAAUAUUAAUAAUGUUUCCUUUAUUUAACUAAUUUUGUCAUUCACAGGGUUUCCCUCAGAUUCUUAGAAACUCUUAUAAUGCUUUUAAUUCAUUCUGCAACAUAAGGCUUUAAUUGGUGGUAAAAUGCCCAACAUUGCAAUUUGAAAUGUAAAAAUAAUUGACUGAAUGCCUUUCACGUUAACCUCUAGGUAUUGUAGACUAGGCGCUUUGUGUUUAAUGCAGGAAAUGUUUUAAACACGACACACUGGUUAUCAAGGCAGUGUUAUCCAACAUGCAGAGUUGUUGUUAAGUUGCUUUGACAUUUAAUAACAAGUGGCAUUCAAAAAAGUCUUUAAUCUAUUUUUAAAUUAGAUUGUGUAAUGUCACAAUGUAACAUUUACCAGCUAAACAUCCAUAACGUUUUUAUUUCUGUACAUUUGAAAAAAGUUUUCAAAGCAACAGAAACAGGUCUGAAGAGGCCAAACAACGGGAGUGCCAAUCGUGACAGUUUUAAGUUCAUGACAUGAAGCACAGAGAUCACUAAAAAGUACUAAAUGAAUCCGGUUAUAGACUAAACCAGCACUAAACCUGCCGACUGAACCAGUUCUUCCCAGCAGUUGCCUGCAGGUUAUUAAGUUAAAUCAUUACUCAUGAGGCACCUUGUAUUAAAACUGGCUGAGUUGCACAAAGUAAAGGAACUAAAACCUGAUGAGAGAGAGAGAGAGAGAGAGAGAGAGAGAGAGAGAGAGAGAGAGAGAGAGAGAGAGAGAGAGAGAGAGAGAGACCAUGUGUAAUUGAGUAUGACUCAUGUCUUUGUUCAUUGUUGAAAUCGCAAACGGCCUGUCUUUUUCACAAUGGUUUUGUCUUCCACAUAAACAAUAUGUUAUGAAACUUUUGUGUAUUAAGUCAUUUUGUAUUGGCAUAACAAAAACUUAAAAACAAUUGUUUAUCUCAGUAAAUAGGUUGAGCAGAAAUAAUGGAUGUUUUCAACUGAUUAAGUUCAAGAUAUGAUGGUCUAUUGAAGUACAACCAUUUAUUGUACUUCUUUAGUAUUUCUGAUAAUAGUUGCUUUGUAGUUAUUAUGAACAUAAAUAAUACAUUACUUCAAAUGUAAAUUCCUAACAAUAUAUAACAUAAAACCUGCCUUAUUUGAAUCAACAAAAAACAGAAAUCAACUUUUCUCGAGCUACGAAUGUAAUGGGGUUAUAAAUUAAGGUUUUAUAAAGAAACAUUUGAAAUUCAAAUGAACUAAAUUGGUGACAACAUUCUUUUACUGGACAUCUUCAUUUGCUAAUAAUACUAAUCGACUUCUACCUGAUAUUAACUGAAGAGCUUUUACUUAAUUGUAGAACAUUUUUCUUCUACCACUCCAUGGAUGAUUAGAUAAUAAAACACUGCACAAAAUGAUAUUUCCAUGACACGCACAGAAACAGGCUUUUGGUUUUGUGUUUGUCCUGUGAGAGAGGGACGUGGGUUUGAUGAUGUAUGUUUGUGAUGGGAGAGAUUGGUUAAGAGCACUCACAGCUGGAGAGUAUGUCAGGAAUGUUGUUGAGAAACUUCCUCCUUUACAGAGACAUUAGCAGGAAAAUGACAUCACCAUUCACCGUGCAGUAGCAGGAUUGUUUUUAUAUGUGCUCCGCUUGCUGGUUUAAGUCAGGCCGGAAUGUUGGAUACCAACCAGAAUUUAGCAAAACCUUUGAAAUAAAACAUGAUGGCAUUUGGUUGGCUGCUUUUAAUAAAUAACACCUAUGAUGUUACUCAUGUACGCUCAUUAAGUCAUAAACAUAUAUCCAUAUAGAAAAAUGCUCAGGAUUUGAAAACAACUUAAAUAGAGUGGAGGAAUCGUACUCUGUUUUAGUGUGAUAUAAGUUGCAAUACCAAAAGUUCAAGAGUAAUUUAUCAUGCAGAAUUGUAUGUGUACAUAUAUAUAUAUAUAUAUAUAUAUAUAUAUACAUAUUGUACUUUGUUCAUUGUUAU